AUGAUUAAUAAUAAUUAGAUAUAGGAAGCACUAAUAAAUGGCUCCGAUACUGUUUCAUAAAUAAAUUCAGAAGAUGAUCAUAGCAACUAGUAAGGGACUAGUAGUAAUAUACAUAAACGCAAAUCAGAUGCCUCUUUCCUUUAGAAGAUAUCGUUUGAUGAAGCCUUGAAAUAAGUAGGUGCUGAAAAUUGGUAUUAAAUUAGGGCCUUUUUAUAUUUUAGCAUGUAAUGGUUUUUUGCUGCAUGGAUACUCUUAGGCAGCUAAUUUAUUCUAUUUCCAGCUGAAUUUGACAGUGAUUUUUGUGGUGACUUAUCAAAUGAAGAUUGCUAGGAAAAGGUAUGCAAACAGGAAGAUCCUUUGUAAUACAUGACAAAUAAAGAUACAUCUAUGAUAGGAACUUUUAAUUUAGUUUGUGAUAACACAAAAAUUAGUAUCAUAUAAAGUGUCCCAUAUUUAGGUUCUUUAAUAGGUUUCUUUUUAUUUUCAUGGAUAGCAGAUAACAAAGGUAGAAGAAUAGCACUAGGAAUUUCAUGGCUCUUAGCAUCUCUUGGUGCUCUUUUACUAGCGUUGAGUUGGGAUUAUUACUCUGCAACUAUUGGUUUUUUUAUAGCUGGUUUUGGUGUUAACCCUGCAAUUACAGUUUAGCUUUCAUUGUUGAGUGAGCAUUCAAUUGGUAAAAUAAGAGAAUACACUACUAUUGGUGUUUAAGUGUUUUAUGGUAUUGGCGAAUGUGUAAUGGUAGGUAUAGCUUAUGCUGUUCCAAACUGGAGACAUCUAACACUCUAUUUUUUAGCUAUUCCCAUGCUACUUAUUAAUUUUGGUAUCUUUUUAGUUUAUGAAUCUCCAAAGUUUGUAUAUGAAAGAAAUACUUUUGAUGCUUUUGAAAUUUUAAAUAAAAUUGCAGUAGUUAAUAAAAAGGAGUCAUUAAAAGUGAACACUCUGAUGAGUGUAAUAAAAGAAAAAUCUGAAAAUUCUUUUUCUGUUAUCCAUCUAUUUAAGUACUCAUCGUUGCGUUUAAAGACAAUCUUUUCAUGCUUAAUUUUCUUUUCUAUUUAAGCUGUGUAUUAUGGAGUAACUUUUGCCAUGAGUAAAAUAGGGUUAGACCUUUAUAAAAAUACAAUAAUUAUUUCUUCUGCUGAAACUUUGGCAUAUCUAACUACAGACCAUUUUAUUCCUAAGAUCAAAAGAAAGUGGACAACUUUAAUUGGGCUCAUUAUUUGUUGUGUUCUUUCUCUUUGCUAUCAAUUUUUAAAGACACCUAGUGAUUGUGACAUGUGUACUAUGGUUAUCAUCUAAAUUGUAUUUGCAGCAAUAAUCAGAUUUUCUAUUUGCUUUGUAUGGACAGUUGUUUAUAUGUAUAUGACGGAGUUAUUCCCAACUGUAGUAAAAAGCUUGGCUUUAGGAAUUAUUUCUGCAUCAGGUACUAUUGGAAGCACUGCUGCUCCUUAUAUUGGUAAUGUUUCAACUGCUAUUGGUGUAAGUCCUAUGAUCUCAUUAGGAGUUCUAGGUCUGGUUGGAGUUGCUUCAACUAUUCCUUUAAAAGAAACGCUAGGUUAACCUUUAUAAAAUUAAAUAGAAGAACUCUAAUCAGAAGAAGAUAAAAUUAUUCUAAUUAAAUGA
Molecule: messenger RNA, 1620 nt
Organism: Tetrahymena thermophila SB210
Lineage: Eukaryota; Ciliophora; Oligohymenophorea; Hymenostomatida; Tetrahymenidae
Product: MFS transporter
Exons: 5
Biological process (GO): transmembrane transport
Cellular component (GO): membrane
Molecular function (GO): transmembrane transporter activity
Source: RefSeq, a predicted model, not a curated record